Messenger RNA from Drosophila ficusphila, 1488 nucleotides. RefSeq names its product syntaxin-12 (gene Syx13). The transcript is spliced from 3 exons. Gene Ontology annotation, biological process: vesicle fusion; vesicle-mediated transport; intracellular protein transport. Gene Ontology annotation, molecular function: SNARE binding; SNAP receptor activity. Lineage: Eukaryota; Metazoa; Arthropoda; Insecta; Diptera; Drosophilidae. Gene Ontology annotation, cellular component: membrane; endomembrane system; SNARE complex. The record is from RefSeq and is a predicted model, not a curated record. Bases 134 to 1003 code for a protein of 289 amino acids.
CUUUAAGGUUGCGAAUAUCGAUAUCGAAGUCACAUCGAUUUUUGUUCCAGCUCUAAUUAUCAUUGUAUUUUUUGUGGUGAAAGGCUUUGUGCGCUGACAUUGUGCUUGCACGGAAUAUAACUCGCUUCAAAAUAUGUCGCAGGCCUUGAACAAUCCAGGAGGAACGGGAGCGGGCGGUGGCGGAGGAGGCGGUGGCCCCCAUCGGGAUUAUGGAGCCAUGGCGGAGUCCACACCCGAAGUGAGUUUUGCUGCCGCUGGAGGAUCGUCGGGCUUUAGUCCCACGGAAUUCAUGUCGCUCAGCGAGGAUAUCGGGCACAACAUCACUUCGAUUCACAGUAGCACCAAGCAAUUGGAGAAGCAACUAAAGCUCAUUGGAACGCCAAAGGACCUACCGACUCUGAGGGAGAAGGUGCACUCAAUAAACACUAAGUGCAAUGCCCGGGUGCAGACCACAAGUCAGGAUUUGCAAAGGCUUCAGGCGGUUGUGCGACAUGGAGAUCGACAGCAGAAGCUUCAAUUGGAGAAGCUCACAAGGGAAUUCCACGGAGUGGUAGAGAAGUACUCCAAUCUGCAGCGACGCAUCUCGUCGGCCAUGCGACAGACCCUUCAGCAGGCCCAGCACUUUGCCGACCAGGAUGUGGAGGCCAAUGCCCGAGCUGAGCUCCUGCAGCAGCAGCGUUUGGAGCAGGCCAAUCUGCAGCAGGAGCACGACCUUCUCGAGGAGCGACGGCGACAGGUCGAGCAGAUCGAGUCGGACGUUAUCGAUGUCAAUCAGAUCAUGACCCGGUUGAGUGGACUGGUGCAUGAACAGGGACAGCAGAUGGACUUCAUCGAGAACAGUAUUGAGCAGACGGCCGCCAACGUGGAGGAUGGCACCUCGCAGCUGGCCAAGGCGGCCAGGAGUCGCCAGAGUUACAGGCGCAAGAUUUUGAUACUCCUGGUGAUCGCUGUGAUAAUAGGUUUAGUCGUAACUGGCGUUAUUGUUGCCAAACUGAACAGUUAAUUGUUUUAUUUGUACACCCAUAUUCAAACACACGCGAACAUCACACGCAAACACACACACCCACAUAUGCAUAGAUUUUUGUAAAACGACUUUUAUAAGAAACAAAAUAUUCGAUCGUUGAUAACUCUGUUUAAUCACCAAGUGAGCAAAGACAACAAGAAUGUAGAGGAAAAGCUAAAAAAUAAACAAAAACAAUAUUUAUAAAUAUAUAUAUACAUACGUAAAUAAGGAUACUGAAUCCCACUUAACUUGCAUAUAAACAAUAUUCAGCGCUUUUAAAUGUUAAUGAUUUCUUGUUAAAACGAUUAUCGCGAACAAUUUAAGUUUUGCAUUCAAUGUGAAAUUUUUGUGUUUAGUUUAAAGCAAGCGAACAAGGAUCCCCAUAAACUUAUUUGAUUAAGGGAAUUCCUUAAAUAUAUGUUAAAUAAUUCAAGUUAAAAUAAGUGAGCCAGCAAUCGAAAAUAAAGAUAAACCGAACAAAACAA